AUGGAUCCCUCUCCGGGGCCCGACACGCCCACAACGCCCGCUCAUCCCUCUCGCGAUACAUCAUCUGCCGCUUCGCCCACCGAUACUCGUCAUAACCCGACACGCUUCGAGUCGUACUCUGUCUCGCGCGACGAAGGUCUAUCCGAGAGCUUCCAGUCUUUCCAAUCCACGGACACGGUGCGGAGGCGCCCAGAAGCUGGAUACGGUUCCAUUCAGACACAAGGUUCCGCUUCCCAGUAUUUGGCCGACUCGUCUGCCCACGACCGCUCUCACUCUCGUUCUGCCCAAGCUGCCCGAUCUCCCAUGAUGGGCCCCGAACGCCCAAAAGCAAACCGCCCGCGAAAGCCCCCCAUGGCACGGAGACUCUCGACAAACCCUUCUGCGCCGCAUCGCGGUGAAGUCUUCUCUGCCGACGAUGACAUUUACGAGGUUGAGGCUGACGCGGCCGAGCGUCAACAAGAACAACACCGCGGCUUUGGCACGCGCCGCAGAAUCCAGCUGCCGACCACUCUCACCCGCGUCCAGUCGUCUAGAAGCGAGCACGGCGAUGAUGAGGACAACGGACCCCGAACUCCCAGAGCUGAAGAUGUCCUGCCCGAGCAUUCCGAGCACGUCCCUUCUGUCCACGAAGAUGAGGAUGUUGGAGCUGAGUCUGAUGGCGACGUAAGCGAUGCUGAGAGCUUCACGCUCAAAGAUCGCCAGCAAGCCAUCAACGAAACUCAUCCUUUCGGUAUAAGGUUAUGGAAGCCUGCUCUGUACAAGAAGGAUCGUUCGGUGCAGAAGAAUGCCGAGGGAGAUAUCCAUUCCUCCCCUGGUGGUCGAGUCAGCAGUUGGCUCCUCUUUUUCAACCUUCUCUGGACCCUGUUGUUCGGUUGGUGGAUGGCCACCUUCGCCGCUCUUGGUGCCCUAAUUUGCUUCUUGUUUGCAGCAACUCCUAGCGGCAGAGAGUACGGUAGAGUCCUGUGGGGACUGGCCAGCUAUCUCUUCUACCCCUUCGGCAAGUACGUGCGCCUGGAGCAGGACGAGGCGUACUUGGACGAGGAUCAAGGUGAAGGACGAAGCAUUUCCGAGUACGAGCAGUGGCAGAGUGGUGAUCUGGAAUAUGGUCGCCUGUUUUUCGGCCCGGACGGUGCGGAGCACAACCGCUCCAUUGUUGGCCGCUCAAGACGAAGCAUAGAUUCGGAGCCGAGCGAGACAGAUAGCCUACUGGGCCGCACCAGACGCGGUGAGCGAAGCGAGACACCCCCGAGACUCAAGCGUCGUCUUUUCGGACGAGGCCAGUGGAACAUCGGCCGUGUUGUCUUCUUCUUGUUCUUCUACCUGCUGCUGUCGCCAUCUCUCAUCCUGGUCUCCUUGGUCUGUUGGUUCUUGGUGUUCUCCAUUCCCAUGGGUAAAGUCACCAUGCUACUCUUCGACCACCUACGCCGGCACCCGCUGGCGCUCUCGUUCGAAUCCGACAUUAGCCUCGCUCGUACUGCCGAUGCGCCUCACUCAUCCAUCUUGCUGUGCACCUACCGUGCUGUCGGAAUCAAAUACUGGAAGUACACCAUUGACGGAACCAACGUCUUCUUGUUCAACCUCAUGGGCGUUGUCUUCUUCGUCAUCUUCGACUGGCUUGUCUUGGAGCGUGUUCUAGACCUGCAUAUCUUCAUCACCUCGCCAGCAUUCCUCUUCAUCGCAGGUCUGUUCUCCAUCAUCCCUCUUGCCUACUUUAUUGGCCAGGCUGUUGCUUCGAUCUCGGCGCAGUCAUCCAUGGGAGUAGGUGCCGCCAUCAACGCAUUCUUCUCCACUAUUGUCGAAGUCUUUUUGUACUGCGUCGCUCUUAACGAAGGCAAAGGCCAGCUCGUAGAGGGCAGUAUCGUGGGAAGCAUCUUUGCUGGUAUUCUCUUCCUUCCUGGGUUGUCCAUGUGCUUCGGUGCCAUCAAACGCAAGACUCAGCGCUUCAAUGCCAGAUCGGCUGGUGUCACCUCGACCAUGCUUCUGUUCGCCGUUAUCGGUGCCUUCGGUCCGACGCUGUUUUAUCAAAUAUACGGUACUCAUGAGCUCAACUGCUUGGACUGUGUCAACAAUAGCGGUAUUGGGGAUGGCCUCUCACCUGUUGGUGAUGGCCGUGAUUGCCGCCGAUGCUUCUUCUCCCAGACGCCGGCCCUUGACGACCGCUUCUAUCUUGAAGCCGUCAGGCCUUUCUGCUACUUCUGCGCCACCUUGCUGUUCCUUUCUUACAUUGUCGGACUUUGGUUCACUCUGCGGACACACGCAGCCGUUAUCUGGAAUUCCGAGAUUGACGAGAAGAAGCAUGAGGAGGCGCAUGCUCAUGCGCAAGCCGCUGCUAGACAGUCGGGGCCUCACUCUUUCGCAGAAACCACUGGUACCUCUGUCGAUGUUCGCGAUUCUCAUCUGUACAAGCGGAUUCUUGGCCAGUCUCUGAAGCAGGUUGGCUUGAACGCCAAGGGCGAGGAUAUCUCCCGUCAAGGCUCCAUCACCGGCCUGGGACUCAACCCCGGCAACGGCAGCGCCAACACUCCGCACGUAGUACCCCCAAAGAUUGAUGACAGCGAUACUGUCCGGUCGGCUGUUCACAUUCCGGGCUUUUCAGAGGCAGAGAACAACGCCUUGGUUCGCGAGGUCGCCGAGAUGGCCGCUACUGCUGCUACACUUGCUGCACGGGAGCGCAUGCCACGCAGAACCUCGCAGCAGCCUGGUGCCUCAGCCGUACCGACGCCUCGUCCUCCCGCUCUCCGCACUGCGGUCUUCCCCGAGAAUGAGGACCCUGCUGCGGCCAGUGCCGCCCAAGUUCCCCACGGCGGACACGACGCUCCCAACUGGAGCCGAGGCAAGAGUGCUUUCAUCCUCAUGGGCGCUACGGUCUUGUACGCCAUUAUCGCUGAGAUUCUCGUUGAUACCGUAGACGUCGUCUUGGAAGGUUUUGCCAUUGACGAGAAAUUCCUGGGCAUCACUCUCUUUGCUCUGGUUCCUAACACCACGGAAUUCCUGAACGCCAUCUCAUUCGCCAUGAAUGGCAACAUCGCCCUGUCCAUGGAGAUUGGUUCUGCCUAUGCACUCCAAGUUUGCCUGCUUCAAGUCCCAGCUCUUGUGCUGUACUCUGCGUUCUACGCUACAGGAAAUGGUGCCGAGGAUGUGGGUAACCACACUUUCUCCCUGCUCUUCCCUCAAUGGGACAUGGUGACUGUCAUUCUCUGCGUAUUCCUGCUCAGCUACAUGUAUGGCGAAGGAAAGAGCAAUUAUUUCAAGGGUAGCAUCUUAUUGUUGAGCUACCUCGUGGUCAUCGUUGGCUACUAUUUGUCAGGAUACACGGAGGAUGCGAUGAGCGCGAGCCGCUUCGAUAUUAUGGGUGCCGACGGGAAAUACUCUUCGUUCAAGACCAUUGGUCGAAAACGUAGCGGUGUUGCUUUCCACCGUUUUGAGAUGCCGAGCUCCCCACCCGAAUGGACCAAAUUUCUCAUUCCUCUCACUGACCCCAUCUUGCUAUCGAAUUGUCUUGUAUCGGUCACCAUGGCACCCGCUGAACCCUAUGCGAUCCCCUUCCGGCCGAAGGGUGAGGUCCCUCACUUCAAGGAGGAGAGGGAGGGCUGGAAGGGAUACAUUGAAUGGGAGAAGUACCCAGAGAAGAAGAAGCAAGUGGAGGAGAUUAUGAGCCAAUAUGACUUUCCCGACCCGCCUCAGUUCCAAUUAGCCGCUCUGCCCGACAGCAACCCCGUUCUCACCGGAGAGCGAUGGAAGCAGUACCACCAAGCAAUAGGGCUGGGACACAUUCCCGACAUCAGCUGGGACAUUGUCAAGAAGGAAAAGUCCGAAGACAUGAUCCACGUGCUGCAGUUUCCGUACAACGGAGAGCCGCCCCGUAAACGCCUUGUUGAGACCGAACUUACCCCAAACAAAGACCACUUCGUCCGCAACCACGGCGGAAUCCCAGAGGUCGACGCGGAAAAGUACACGCUCGACAUCACCGGUCUCGUCAACGAACCAAAGACGCUCACGCUGCACGAUCUCAAGACUAAGUUCCCGCAUCAAAGCACAGUUGUCUCGCUACAAUGCUCGGGAACCCGCCGCAUCGAACAGAUUCACGAGUACCCCGGUGACGGCGACGAACUCAUCAACGCGCCGUGGGGCGAGGGGGCCAUCGGCACGGCGCGCUGGACGGGCGUGUCGCUCAAGAAGGUGAUCAAGUACUGCGGGGGCCUGAAAGACGGGGCGGGCCACCUCGAGUUCUUCGGGGCGGACACGUACUUCAAGAAGGGCAAGGUGUACAACUACGUCGUCAGCGUGCCGUGGCGCAAGGUCAAGGUGAACGAGGUGCUGCUCGCGUGGGAGAUGAACGGCGAGCCGCUGCCGCGGAUCCACGGGUACCCGCUCAGGGUCGUCGUGUUCGGGUACAUUGGCGCGCGGAGCGUCAAGUGGCUGACGGAGGUCAGGGCCAUCCGGGACGCGAGCGCGGCGCCGGUGCAGAGGAAGGAGUACCUGUACUACACGCCGCAGGUCGGCAAGCAGAACGCAAAGUAUAGCAACGGGUUCUCGAUCCAGGAGAUGCCCGUGUCGUCGGCCAUCAUGGAGCCCAAGGACAUGGACCAGAUCGUGCACGACGGCAAGAUCAAGCUGCGCGGGUGGGCGUACUCUGGCGGCGGGCACUGGCCUGUCCGCGUGGAGGUCAGCGGCGACGGCGGGUCGGUGUGGUACGAGGCGCCGUACGAGAGGAUGAGCAAGAAGUAUUUCCACGCGUGGAGGCUGUGGGAGAUUGAGAUGCCGGUCGACGCGGAGGGGUGGCUUGAGUUUUGCGUGCGGACGUGGGACAAUGCUAUGAAUACGCAGCCUACUUUUGUGAGGUCUGCUUGGAACUGGGACUUGCAUGUCACGUCCUCGGCACACCGGAUCAAGGUGUAUAGCAUGAACAGGUCGAAGCCGCAGACCGCUGCCAGGCUUGCCGAGCUUGAGAGACGAGGCAUUCCCAUCUUGCCUAUUACGCACCCUGUCGAGUUCGAUCUGGAGUCGGAUGAGGAGUAUGAGAGAAACAUGGCGGCUCAGGGAGGGAGAGACCCUGAAGAGUAG
Colletotrichum truncatum is the source of this 5064-nucleotide messenger RNA. RefSeq names its product nadh-cytochrome b5. The record is from RefSeq and is a predicted model, not a curated record. NCBI's taxonomy places the organism in Eukaryota, Fungi, Ascomycota, Sordariomycetes, Glomerellales, Glomerellaceae. Gene Ontology annotation, cellular component: mitochondrion. Gene Ontology annotation, biological process: sulfur compound metabolic process. Gene Ontology annotation, molecular function: sulfite oxidase activity; molybdenum ion binding; molybdopterin cofactor binding.